AUGUCCCUCGCUUUGCAGCAAGUUGUUCUCCACCCUUCCCUUACGGCGACGCUCAAGCUCACGUCGACGACCGUCGGCAGGGACAAGCUCUAUCGUACCGUGCAAUACUUUGCUAGAUUCUUGGCAUGGCACCAAUACCGUAGCGGCGCCUCCAAGGAGACGGUGGACCGACUGACGGCCCUCAAGAGCUCCUUGGCUCUUUCCCGCAAGCUCAUGCGAGUGGGCAAAUGGCUCGAGCAUCUCCAAGCCUUCGUCAAGGCCCUAGCGAUCAAGGACCCCGUGGUGUGCGGACUCUCGCUCAGUCGUCAGCUCAGCUACGCCCUCUACCUCUUCCACGACACGCUGCAAUGGGUCCACGGGUCCAAGGCGUACCAAUUUGCCCCGGCCACGUACAGCAAGAUUGCCAAGAGGGCUGCCCAAUUCUGGGCGCUCGGUCUCAUCUCGUCCCUCCUUGCCGGAGCAUACAAGACGCACGUCCUGCGUCAACGCCAGGCCCUUGCUUCGCGCCCUCGUGCGAGCGCAGAGAAGGAGGCAGAGCGCAAGGUGGAGCUGCAGCAGAUUGCAAAGGAGAAGGGGGCGGUGCGAUACCAGGUCGUGCAGGAUGCGCUGGAUCUUGCCAACCCUGGAUCCUCCAUUGGGCUCUUCAACUUCGACGACGGAUUCAUCGGUCUCGCUGGUACGGUUACGUCGCUCAUGGGCGUGUACAGCCAGUGGCAGGCCGUCAAUGGUACGGGGGCCAAGAAGUAG
Molecule: messenger RNA, 747 nt
Organism: Jaminaea rosea
Lineage: Eukaryota; Fungi; Basidiomycota; Exobasidiomycetes; Microstromatales
Product: peroxisomal biogenesis factor 11
Exons: 9
Coding region: 1-747 (248 amino acids)
Biological process (GO): regulation of peroxisome size; peroxisome fission
Cellular component (GO): peroxisomal membrane
Source: RefSeq, a predicted model, not a curated record